This is a messenger RNA of Solanum lycopersicum (tomato), 2234 nucleotides long. RefSeq names its product cycloidea (gene lanceolate). Gene Ontology annotation, biological process: regulation of secondary shoot formation. NCBI's taxonomy places the organism in Eukaryota, Viridiplantae, Streptophyta, Magnoliopsida, Solanales, Solanaceae. Gene Ontology annotation, cellular component: nucleus. Gene Ontology annotation, molecular function: sequence-specific DNA binding; DNA-binding transcription factor activity. The record is from RefSeq and is marked validated.
GGGUUAGCAGCAGCAGCAGUAGCAGUAGCUGCAACAGUACAGUACAGAGAGAGAGAAAGAGAAAGAGAUGGCAGUGAUGAUGAGGUUACAAAGACCUUUAAUUUUAUAACUGACAAGAAAAAAAAAAAAACACUGCUAAACCAUAGAGCAGUACCAAAAAACAGUAUCUUUUAUCAUAUAUUUGAUUUGCUCUCUGCAAACUCUAUUUUGAAUAAUUAAAUAACUAGAAUUGUUAGAUGAAAGGGAAUGAUGGGUUAGGGGUAUUUGUUUUGAUUUAAAGUUAUGGAAUUUGGGAAGUUGAAUGGCAGAGAGUUUGAGAUUUCAGUGUAAACAAUCAAAAACUGGAAAGAGAAAUUGCAAACAAGGGUUUGAGUCUGGAUCCUCAGAGGAAUCAGCAGCAACAUUAUCAUCUCAAUCAAAAUCAAAACCAAAAUCAAGAUUCAGUUGGCAAAGAAGAAGAAGAAAAUCAACAACAAUCAGAAAACGAACCUCAGCUUUAUCUUCAUCCUCACAACCAGCAACAACAGCCAUUUUUCAAUCAACAUCACUUGAUUUAUGGAAGGUUAGAUUCACAGCAAUUGCUUCCACCACAGCCAACACCGAAGAAACGUUCGUAUUUGCCUUCGACGUCUUCAUUGGGGCAAAACGUCGAACAUGCAGCAGCAUUGCGUGGGAAAAUGGCAGAAACGUCAAGAUUGGGUAUAAGGAAUACUGUAGGAGAGAUUGUAGAAGUACAAGGAGGUCACAUUGUGAGGUCUACGGGGCGGAAAGACCGCCACAGCAAGGUUUGCACAGCCAAAGGCCCCAGAGAUCGCCGUGUGCGUCUCUCUGCUCAUACUGCUAUUCAGUUUUACGAUGUGCAAGACCGCCUUGGUUAUGAUAGACCUAGUAAAGCUGUGGAUUGGCUUAUCAAAAAGGCAAAACCCGCCAUUGAUGAGCUAGCUGAGUUACCUGCCUGGAAACCUACAAUUGGUACUGCAUCUGCUGCUGCUGCUACUAACACCAAUCUUGAACAGGAACAGGCUCAAAAACAGCAAGAAGAUAACAACUUUGCAUUUCAACAAGGAAAUGUUAGUUUGUUUGAUAAUGUUGCUGGCCCUUCAAGUAAAAGAGCAAUCGAAAGUAAUACUGCUAGCUUUCUGCCUCCAUCUUUAGAAUCUGAUGCUAUUGCUGAUACUAUCAAAUCUUUUUUCCCAAUGGGUUCUUCAACCUCAGCUAACUCUUCAGCUAUGCAGUUCCAUAGCUUCCAAGAACCCCAUAUGUUAUCAAGAGCCAAUAGCCAGAACCAAGAUUUGAGUCUCUCUUUACAGUUUCAAGAUCCUAUUUUGCUUCACCAUCAAAACCAGCAAGCUCAACACCAUAACCAAACUAACCAUAGGGAACAAGAGCAAGUGCAGGGUCAAGCACCAGCCCACUUUGGAGGAAACACCCCACUUGGUUUUGACACCUCUGGCUGGUCUAUGCAUCAGAGACUUCGUUCUUGGAGUGACAGUAGAGAAAUUGGCCCUGGUGGUAGUGGUGGAGCAGUAACAGGACCUGGUGGGUACUUGUUCAAUUCGCCACCAGCACCGGCGCUGCUGCAGCAGCUAUUCGGUCAAAAUCAGUUUUUUUCUCAGAGGGGACCCCUUCAGUCCAGUAACACAUCUUCGGUUCGCGCAUGGAUGGAUCCGUCAGCGAUAGCAAUUGCCUCAGGUGAUCCAAGUAAUCACCAUCAAGCUGCAUUAUCAAUGUAUCCAUCAACAAUUCCUGGCUAUGGAUUUGCCUCUGAAGUAGGCGGAUUCUCUGGGUUUCGUAUUCCUGCUCGAAUCCAAGGUGAAGAAGAGGAGCACGAUGGCAUUUCCGAUAAGCCAUCCUCUGCUUCCUCUGAUUCUCGCCAUUGAAUUAGCUCCAAAAAGUUUGAUCUUUCUCAAUCCCUGACAGGGAAAUGCUCUACUUGAAUGCAAUUAGAACUUACAGAAGUAAUGCUGUCAAAAGAGCCUGGAGAUGGAGAAUGAGAGAGUUCAAAAUAGAGUCUGAUUCAAUGGCAUACACCGAGUCGAAAAGAAUCCUGAUCCUUGUUUCAGGUUCUUCGAUCCGGUCUAAUAUAAUUAGUUAUUCACCGUUCUUGAUUUUCCAGUUCUUGUGUAAUUGAGCUUUUCUAGCUCAACAAGCUACAUUAGGAGUGUUAUGUGUUUGGCCAGACUUGUCAUAUUGCUGCUGUUUGCUUUAUUUCAUGAUUUUGGAGACUUUCAACC